Messenger RNA from Impatiens glandulifera, 1923 nucleotides. RefSeq names its product mitotic checkpoint serine/threonine-protein kinase BUB1. The record is from RefSeq and is a predicted model, not a curated record. Gene Ontology annotation, biological process: protein phosphorylation; mitotic spindle assembly checkpoint signaling; meiotic sister chromatid cohesion, centromeric. The transcript is spliced from 13 exons. NCBI's taxonomy places the organism in Eukaryota, Viridiplantae, Streptophyta, Magnoliopsida, Ericales, Balsaminaceae. Gene Ontology annotation, molecular function: protein kinase activity; ATP binding. Bases 43 to 1632 code for a protein of 529 amino acids.
GAGAGAAAGAGAUUGAAACAGUAGAGGAGGAAGAAAGGAGAAAUGCCAGUCCUCCAUGGAGUUGAGGAGCAGAAUGCAACUAUUGACGAUCCAAUAUUGCCAUAUCUCCGAGAAAUCGCGAAAGCAGUUGAAGAGCUAGAUUUGCGCAAUAGUGAUGCGGGAAAACAAUUAGAUGAGCUAAUAAUCAACUGCAUCACCAAGUUCAAGAACGAUCCGCGCUACCGUGAAGACGCUCGAUUUCUUAAGAUAUGGUUUCUCUAUAUGGAUUCUUGUUCAGAUUCCGAGACUGUUUUCAGAGAAAUGGAACAGCUCAAGAUAUGUUUACAGAAUUCCUUGUUAUAUGAGAACUAUGCAUUGCUUUUGGAGGCAAAUGGGAAGCUUAUUGAUGCAUUCCGAGUUUAUCAAUUAGGCAUUUCAAGAAAUGCUAAACCUGUGGAGAGGUUAAUGAAGGCGGUGGCUCUUUUCCGUGAUCGAUUGUCUGGAAUAAUAAAUGCUUGUGCAGUUAAGAAGAUUGGUGAUGAUGAUUCAUCUGAUGGGGGGUAUAUUAACCCAUGGUCACCCUCAGUGAUUAAUGAAUUCCUAUUGAAGAGGAAGUCCAGUAUUAUAAAAUAUGAUGGUUAUCAUCAAAGUAGUAAAGUAUAUUCAGGAAGAGUGCCUUUAUCUACCUUGCAGAAGGCAUCAAGGAACAAGGUCAUUGAGAUAGGUGGAAAGAAGUACCAGAUUAAAGGUUGUGCCGGUCAGGGUGGAUUUGCUCAAGUAUUUAAAGCAUAUAUCAACAGUAAUCCUGAUGAAAUUGUGGCGCUCAAGAUUCAGAAACCUGCAUUUUCAUGGGAAUUCUAUAUGUAUAGACUGCUUGAUGAGAGGAUCCCUGAACCCGAUAGGACAACUUUUGGGUAUGCUCAUAGACUUCAUCUCUAUAGUGACUACAGCAUUUUAGUCUGUGACUACUUAGGUCAUGGAACACUGCAGGAUGCAAUAAAUUCUAAUGUGGUCAUUGGUGUAUCCAUGGAUGAAGUUUUGGUCAUUUAUUACACAAUAGAGUUGCUCUUCAUGCUAGAGACUCUACACGGUGUUGGUAUCAUUCAUGGUGAUUUUAAGCCUGAUAACUUGUUAAUUCGUUACUCUAGGGACAACCUGACAGUUUCAAUUGAUGAAUUUCGACACCGAUCUGGGCCUUGGCGUGAUCAGGGGCUUAGCCUUGUUGACUGGGGCAGGGGAAUAGAUAUGAAUCUCUUUCCUGAUGGGGUAAAGUUCUCAGGAGGUUGCAGGACAUCUGGUUUUCGUUGUGUUGAAAUGCAAGAGAAUAAGCCAUGGACAUUUCAGGUAGACACUUAUGGACUAUGUGUUAUGGUUCAUAUGAUGCUGCACGGUUCAUACAUGGAAAUAGAAAAAAAGGAAUCUCCAGGUGGAGGUUACUUCUACCAACCGAAAAUACCUUUUAAACGCUACUGGCUUCCAUUGUGGAAGGAGAUGUUCAAGAAGCUUCUUAACAUGAAUCCAGAUGAAGAUGAGAAGAUAGUGUUGAAAUCGUUUAGGGAAUCAUUGCAGGAUUACAUUUGCUCGGAUUCUAAGCGCAUUAGUAAUUUGAAACAGUCACUGUUGAAACAGAGGAAUGCUGUGUGUUCUGGCUAAUAGUAAUCCUCCAUGGAUGAGGUCUUAUUAUUACUAUAGAGGGUGUUUAUGAAAUUAGUCUUGGGCUGUUUUCAGUAUUUUAUUGGUUUUUUGUAUGUGUUUAUUUAUGCAAGUUAAUCUUAAAUACAGGUUGGUUGUUGUGACAUGUAUAUAGUCUUAAAUUGCAAUGGUUUAUUGAUGAGAACUACUAGCUAAUUAAUAGUGUUUAUAUUGUUCUGGGAAUGAAUCAAAAUUCUUUUAGUCAUGGCUGAUAACAAUUUACAGUGUUGAAUUAUUAAAAUAACACCCUUU